AUGUGGCUGCCCCUGGCCCUGGUCCUUCUCAUCCUCCCAGGCUGCUUCACCCUGCGGGGUCCCAGUGCAGUGAGUGGCUAUGAGGGAGGCUCCUUGACCGUGCAGUGUCAUUACAACUCCGGAUGGGAGACCUACGUCAAGUGGUGGUGUCGAGGCGCUGUUUGGAGUAGCUGCAAAUUCGUUGUUAGAACCACAGGAUCAGAGCAGGAGGUGAAGAAGGACCGUGUGUCCAUCAAGGACAAUCAGAAAAACCGAAUAUUCACCGUGACCAUGGAGCAGCUCAGGGAAGAUGAUGCAGAUGUUUACUGGUGUGGGAUUGAGAAAAGUGGAUCUGACCUUGCAGUCCAGGUUAGAGUGUCAGUUGUCCCAGGUGAGGACGUUCCAGCUGCACCCCAGAAGAGAGGCAGGGGCUACUGGUAUUAUGAAAUCAGAAAUAGUGUGGUGGUCAUAUGCACCCCCCCCAGCCCCACCCCCCGCCUCACACCCUGUCAGUUCCUGUCUGGGUCUCCUGUCUCAUGCACACACUUCCACGUGUGCAAGAAGAGGAACCCUCUGGGGCUGAAAGACACGCCUGAGCUCCUGGCCACAACCAAGAAGACAGACCCCAGGAGAGGAGUCUGCCGGACACUGAGCAGGCCCCGGACGUGA
Elephantulus edwardii (Cape elephant shrew) is the source of this 648-nucleotide messenger RNA. RefSeq names its product CMRF35-like molecule 7-like. The record is from RefSeq and is a predicted model, not a curated record. The coding region runs from base 1 to 648 and encodes 215 amino acids. Lineage: Eukaryota; Metazoa; Chordata; Mammalia; Macroscelidea; Macroscelididae. Gene Ontology annotation, cellular component: plasma membrane. The transcript is spliced from 3 exons. Gene Ontology annotation, molecular function: transmembrane signaling receptor activity.